Messenger RNA from Leishmania mexicana MHOM/GT/2001/U1103, 4419 nucleotides. RefSeq lists its product as hypothetical. The coding region runs from base 1 to 4419 and encodes 1472 amino acids. The record is from RefSeq and is a predicted model, not a curated record. The transcript has a single exon. Lineage: Eukaryota; Euglenozoa; Kinetoplastea; Trypanosomatida; Trypanosomatidae.
AUGCUCCGACUUUCUGUGAGGUCGUUGCAGUGGCAGUCGCCGAGCCGUGUGGGCGGCUGGGCGGCCACGGCAGCGUCAGCGAGGAUAGCGACAGCCACCCCCACCGCUGUGAGCCACAACCAACACACCAUCACCACAAGCGCCCUUCAGGGUCAAGACAUGACCGAAUUCACGCGACGUGCGUCAGCCAUGAAGAAGCGGUGGCGCGGCAGGGGUCAGUACGGCUUCGCACGCGCGGAGGCGCAGCGCUUCCUCGACUCCGAGGUGCCGAAAGGCAACCUUGGUGCCUGGAUGGAAGAGGGCAGCAAUGCGGUCGCGCUGUCACAGCUGCUGAGCUUCUUCGAAAUCCAGCCAGAGGCGUCGCUGGCGUCGCUCAUUUUGAACAAGCUCAUUCGAACAGCCGAGGACGAGUCUGCGCCGCUGAUCAGUCGACUGCACGCCGCCCUCAGCCUUAUCUGCACCCGUCCCGACGAGAACUACGAGCGCGUAUUUCACGUGAUCGCGCAGGCGCUGCAGCAGCUUCAUCGAAUCGCGCUCGAUGGCGGCGGGAAUGGCAGCAGCACCAGCAACAGCGUCGGGGGCGGUGGCACGGGCCGAGUGGACAAUGGCACCUCCCUCGUUUCACCAGCGCAGAUGCUUCCGUUCGAUGCAGUUGGCGUGUGCGCCAAGGCACUGCAGCGGUGCGGGAAGCGAACGCCGCCGAUGCUGAAUGAGCAGCUAGCCGCGUUCUCGAUGGCGCUGCUGCAGAAGACCCCGGCUACAAGCCUCCCCUACAUGCAAUCAACGCUUCUGCGCCUGUAUGCGUGGAUGGUGCGAGCGGAGCGAUCGGAGGCGAGCCAGCUGCUCUGCAUCUUGAUUGAGGAAACUGGCGAGUUCGCGCGGCAAGACUUUGGCACGCUGAUGAUGUCAUGCGCGCGGCAUCACCAACUCAUGCAUCUUCCAGUGGAGCUUAUCCAGCGUCUCGCACGCGUCGCCUUCCAGUACCGCAACUCCGUCAACGGCCGCGACGGCGCGGCGAUACUCGGCACUCUUGCCAAGCUGGUCGUCUCUCUCACCGCAGGUGCGAACGGCGUGACUGCUGCCGACGUGGUCCGUGCUCAGGAUUACUUCAACGCGCUGUUGGAGGAGAUGCAGCAACGCGUCCUGCGCCUGUUCGACGUCAACGACAAGCUAUUCUGGAGCAACUCCGAGGACAUGUCGUCCUGCGCGUUCGCGUACGAGCUUGGUGGGCAUGUGCGUUACCACCGUGUGUUUCAGGCUUACGCGGCGUACGUGCAGCACUCCGUGGAGAGUUUUGAGCCGCCGCAGCUGGCCCUCGCUACGGGCAUUCUGCGCCGAGCGCAGCUGCUCACCCCGCACCUGGCUGCACGGCUGUCCGAGAGAAUUGAGGUGGUCCUGGGUGAGCUGCGCUUGGCGGAACUCUCGCACAUCUGCGCCACUUUCGCCGCGCUGCCGUCGCCGCGGCCGGGCUGGUGGGAUGAGGCGAGGGCCGUCGCACUGCGUCUUCUCCAGCCAGACGUCAGCGGCCUUGUCUCUAUGAACCUCGCCAUCGCCUUCCCUGAGCAGCCUGGCUUCGCCGAAACCAUCGACUACGCGCAGAUCACCAGCCGGCAGCUCGUGGAUCUUCUCCCCAUCACGCUGGGGUCAGCCCAGUUUGGGGAGACGGUGGUAGCGACGAUGUGCCAGCGAUUGGUCUCGCAAGGGGAACGCUUCGCACCGGAUGACCUGCGGCUGCUGCUGGCCUGUGGGGAGCGUCCGCAGCUGGUGCAAGCGGCACAGGAGCACCUCCGCCAGGCUUUUGCCCAGCCCGUGUGGAGUACGGACACCCUCUACUCCCUGCCGCUCGUGAUCGACGCGGACCACCCGGAAAGGAACCUGCAACACUUCAGCGUGGCGAAGGCGUUAGCGGCGGCCAAGACGGCAUCGGUGGGCCCGGCGCAGUUCGUGUCACUAGCAGAGCUGCUCCUCGGCUCUUUCGGUGACACGGAUCAGGCCGUGCGUGAGUACGUCCAGGCCGGCGGGGAUGACUUGGUGAAGGAAAAAGGUGUGUACGGCGGUACCGUUGUUCGCUACCUUUCCGUUGUACGCCGCUUCCCGAGCAUGGUGCCACACACCCAGUGGCUGCACGACUACGCCGAUAUGCUGGAGACCCAGAUGCCGGCGAUGGAUCCUGACAGCCUCGAGGAUGUCCUUCUCUCCCUACGCACCCUUUACGAGGAUGUGGCCAAGACACCGGCGCUGCAGAUGGUGCUGUCGUCUCUCGUGCGGCGGUUCUACGAGGAGCUGGCUGACUCGGAGCAGACGGCGCGCAUCACGGUGCUUGUGGUGUACUUGCAGAAUGGCAUGACGCUGCCGCUGCUCACCGCGAGCAGCCCGACGCUGCAGCGUGUGACAAGCAAGGAGUCGCAGUACACGCCGGAAGUGCGUCGGGCAUUGGCGAUGAUGCCAACGCCAAAGGCCCUCCCGGCGGAGGAGCGUCGCGGACGGUUUGUCCUGAAGCAUCUGGAGCCAGCCCACCGCCGUAGCGAGGCGGCGAUGCCGUUGCUGGACCUGAAUUUCGGCGACCCCUUCCUUGAUUCGCUGUCGAUUGUGGCGCCUGCAGCGAAUCCCCAGGCACAACCCCCAGUGGUCGCAGAGGCACCCUCUGCCCUGUCCAGCGCACCCGCCACCGAGACUGCUGCAUCGGCUCCUGAGACUGAAACAGUCACCGCCUCGCCAUCUCCGCCACCGAGAGAGGAGAAGCCGAUGUCCUACUACGCGAAAUUCUUCAGCUCCUCGGUGGGGCAGAUCUUUGCCGGCCGUGGCGACCGCUCCCACGAGGAGAAGCCGGCGACCCCCAGCGAGUCGGCAGCGCCGCCGAGGGAGGAGGAACCGCAGAAGCCCGAGGCACCACCGCAGCCCCGUCGCACGCGACUGCACCCCUCAGCCCACACCCCCGUGGCAGCAGCAGCAGCAGCACCGGUAGCGGAGAGUGAGCCGUCUCAGCCACAGUCAACGCAGCAACAGCCGUCCUCGCCAGCCGCCACCCCUGCUGCCGUCCCUGUCACCACCUUUACCACAGCCUGGGGUAGCAGGGCACCGCCGCUUGCAGGCCCUGGAUGGGGCUUCGCCGCCGCCGCGACAUCACAGUCGACAUCGGCCACCGCGGAGAAGCAACACAGCAACGCGUUCAGCUCCCUUUUUGGUAUGCCGCCCAUCCCGUCACCAGCGGCAACCGCGGCCCCGGCUCCUAUAGCGAAACCUGCGACCGUCGCUGCCCCCGCAGUCAGCCGCCCGGCGCGCAUGGGCGGUAUGGGUGGCAACAACAUCUUCUUCAACCCGAGAAACCCCUCGGCCUCGCGAGGGCGACCAGUCAUGUCACAUAAGGCAGUCAUCACGCGCCCGGGGCUGCACGGUGCUGCGGCGACGACGACCGGGGCAGCGGUGGGCCGGCCACCACCCGCAGCCACCGCUUCGGAGACCGUGUUCAACUCAGCCGCGGCGGAGGGCAUGAGACGCAUCUCCGUGGAUACGGGCCGCGCUUCUCAGGUGUCACCGCUCGCCAGCACUCCAGUUGGCCCGCCGAUCGUCCGGAACGCGGCCGCCGCCCCCACCACUGACACGGCCGCGGCGGCGGCGAAUCGACACCACAGCGGAAACGGCAUGGCAAAGAUCGCUGGGUACAACAUAGGCGAAGGGAACACAAGGGGAGCGGUGACCACCGCUGCGGGCGGGUCUCCAGCGGCACCCUUUUCGGCUGGCGGGCAGGAGAGCAGGUCGGCGCUGGACUGGAUGGAUGCGGCGCGGCGUGUGGGGCGAGUGACGCGGCUGCCACGCAACAAGACGAAGACGCGCUCACAGCACAGCCUGUCGGCCUGGCUCAACACACCAACCGCACGGCUGGACAGUCCGGCCAAGGAGGAAACCGGUGAGGCGGCGUCCGAGCCGCCGGCCGCGGGACGCGGGCGGCAAGCGACGGUCGCGGAGGUACUGAAGAGGCGCCGGUCAAAGAGGGACUCCAGCAAAAGCGCUACCGAGGCGGCGGCCACUGACGAGGUCGGAGGAUCCCACGCAAAACGAGGUGGCGGCGGCGGCCGUGGGAGGGGGCGGGGCGGAAAAGCUGGCACGGCAGGUGGCAAGGCGGCGAAGGCCACCAAAGCCGCCGGCCACGCCCACCACCACGGCAGGGUGGCAAUCACGGCAGUGCAAGCGAAGAAGAGGGGUGGUAAGGUCGCUGCGGCAAGCGCUGCACCGGCGUCGUCAUCGAAGAAGGGCGCAGCAGCCAAGUCCGCCAAGGCAGCGGCAUCAUCGAAGGGCAGCGGUGGCGCUGGCAACAACGGACGCACAAAGCGUGCCGCCUCGACGACGGUGGCGGUGAAGCCGGCGAAGAAGGCGGUAAAGGCGGCUGCCAAGAAGAAGCCAGCGAAGGGGAAGAAGUAG